AAGAAAGAGCUGAUCCGGUAACGGACGGAAAUUCCAAAUCUAUUCUCAUCAUCAUCUCUCUUCACGUCGACCUUUAACAUCUUUCAACGGCUAUUUUUCUCUCUUCUCUCUCUCUCUCUCUACAGAAACUUCAAUCUUGGGUUUCAAAUUGUUUCUCUAUUUCGAAAAUCUACAACGCCAAAAUCUGAUCGAAUCUACUAGCAACAGAUCAAACUUCAAAUUGAGCAGCUCUGGAGAGUAUACGAGAAAUUUCUAGUUUCAGGCAGAAGAAGCAUUUUCGAAAUGGCAAAAGAUCCGAUCCUUCAAGUAGAAACAACCUGUGGAUCUCUCCUUUACGAACUUCAGAUUAUUUGGGAUGAAGUUGGAGAAACUGAAACUGAUAGAGAUAAAAUGCUGCUUGAGCUUGAACGUGAAUGCUUGGAAGUUUACCGAAGAAAAGUUGACCAAGCUAAUCGAUGCAGAGCUCAGCUAAGACAAGCUAUUGCUGAUGCUGAAGCAGAGCUUGCUUCCAUCUGUUCUGCAAUGGGAGAACGCCCUGUGCAUAUUAGACAGUCUGAUCAAAGCGUUGGGAGCUUGAAACUAGAGCUUGGGAAGAUUCUUCCUGAAUUGGAAGAGAUGCAGAAGAGGAAAAUCGAGAGAAGAAACCAGUUCCUUCUUGUUCUAGAAGAAGUAGAGAAUAUCACUAAUGAUAUCAAAGGUCAAGGAGAACAUGUUCUCUCCAAACCACCCAUCGAUGAGACCGACUUGUCUAUGAGAAAGCUUGAGGAGUUAAACUGCCAUCUGCAAGCACUUCAGAAGGAGAAGAGUGAUCGAGUGGAGACUAUUCGGAAGCACCUGUGUACUCUAUAUUCUCAUUGUUCAGUACUUGGUAUGGACUUCAAUGAGGUUGUUAGCCAAGUCAAUCCCACAUUAACUGAUCCAGAGGGACCAAGAAGCUUAAGUGAUCAUACCAUUGACAACUUGGAUGCUGCAGUUCAAAAGCUGAGGGAAGUUAAGAUACAGAGAAUGCAGAAGCUUCAAGAUCUAGCAACAACCAUGUUAGAGCUCUGGAAUUUGAUGGAUACACCCAUAGAAGAGCAGCAAGAGUAUCAGCACAUUACCUGCAAUAUAGCUGCAUCAGAACAUGAAAUAACUCAAGCCAAUAGUCUCUCUGAAGACUUCAUCAAAUACGUCGAGGCAGAAGUUGUCCGAUUGGGCGAGGUAAAGGCAAGCAAAAUGAAAGAACUUGUUGUGAAGAAGAGAUCAGAGCUAGAGGAGAUAUGUAGGAAAACCCACAUGUUACCAGUUUCAGAUAGUGCUAUGGAUCAGACUAUAGUAGCCAUAGAAUCUGGUAUUGUGGACGCCACAUUGGUCCUGGAGCAUCUUGAGCAACAUAUAUCUAAGGUCAAAGAGGAAGCUUUAAGUAGGAAGGAGAUACUUGAGAAGGUCGAGAAAUGGUUGUCUGCCUGCGAUGAGGAAAGCUGGCUAGAAGAAUACAACAGGGACGAUAACAGAUACAAUGCUGGACGAGGAGCUCAUCUUACUCUCAAGCGUGCUGAAAAAGCUCGUAAUCUUGUUAACAAACUUCCAGUAAUGGUAGAAGCACUGGCUUCGAAGACAAUAGUUUGGGAACGAGAGAAGGGAAUUGAAUUUCUCUAUGAUGGUAUCCGUCUUUUGUCCAUGCUUGAGGAGUAUAACUUACUGAGGCAGGAAAGAGAAGAAGAACACCGUCGCCAACGGGAUCAUAAGAAGCUCCAAGGACAGCUCAUAGCAGAACAAGAGGCGCUCUAUGGAUCAAAACCGAGCCCAUCAAAACCCCUUGGUGGCAAAAAGGCUCCAAGAAUGUCAACGGGUGGUACCGCAACCAACCGAAGACUCUCCUUAGGAGCAGGGAUGCAUCAGACUCCUAAACCUAACAAGAAAGCAGAUCAACGCCAAGUCCAAGUCGAUGGAGCUUUAUCAACUGGAAGAAGAGGGCUUGAUGUUGCUGGACUUCCCUCAAGGAAACAGUCAAUGAAUCCUUGUGAACAUGAACUGGUUGUAAUCGUGAACCAAUACUCCAAAGUACCAAAAGUCUAUAAAGGCAAUGCGUUUAGACCAGAAUGGGCUGGGAUCUAGCUUGGACCUUGCAAUGAGGACUCUAAUAAAUGCAGCCACAUGCUGUACAAAAAAGAUUAAGUCAACUAAAAAUAAUAUAUACUCAGCCACAAAUAAUAUAUAAUUCAUCUGUAAAUUACUUAACUCAGCCACAAAGAAUAUGUAAAUCAGCUGUAAACUACAUAACUCAGCCCUAAAGUAGACUUA
Brassica napus (rape) is the source of this 2283-nucleotide messenger RNA. RefSeq names its product 65-kDa microtubule-associated protein 3-like. Gene Ontology annotation, molecular function: microtubule binding. The transcript is spliced from 12 exons. NCBI's taxonomy places the organism in Eukaryota, Viridiplantae, Streptophyta, Magnoliopsida, Brassicales, Brassicaceae. Gene Ontology annotation, biological process: microtubule cytoskeleton organization. Gene Ontology annotation, cellular component: spindle; cytoplasm. The coding region runs from base 283 to 2097 and encodes 604 amino acids. The record is from RefSeq and is a predicted model, not a curated record.